ACAGGAAAAUCAUGGUCCAAGCAUUUUUUUUUAUUUUGGCUAUAUAAUUGCAUAUUUUUAUUUAUUUAAACAUAUAAUAUAAAAACCUGUUAUUUAAGGAGCCAAGCUUAAUCAAUAUUUAGAUUCAUAAUCAUUUCAUAAAUUCGGUAUAAAAGCCACUAAAAACAGUCCUCUGUUAUGUCCUAAUUCCGGAUCGAGUAUGAUUCGAUACGGUUUUUAUUAGUUGUAUUUAAAAAUGUAAAAUCUUAUGACUCUAUAAACAUAAAGAAUAUCGAAUGCAUGUAAACAAAAAACAAUUAUAAUUUUAGAAUUUUUUUUUGUACUAAAAACUAUUGUUCGAAUUUUGUCCAUACAUUUUUUGAACAGUCCUCUGUCACAAUUUGAAUAACGCGCCACAAAAAUAUUAAACACUAUUCUAGUUACAUUUUCCUUGAAACCGAACGUUAACAGUGUGAAGUUUGCUCGGUCGCCAUGCUAAUCAAGUCGCCGCCAUUUUUGCGCAGUGACAACUCCGCGUCUAUGUGGGAGCCACGUGUCUGUAGUGUCGAGUGAACAUUCCUCUGUAUUGCCGCAAUGCCACCAAAGAAGAAACCUAAAACCAAAGAAGAAAUAAAAGAGCAGAAACGAAUUGCAGAAAGAUUAAGAUAUCAACGGCUAAAAAAUGACCCUGUAAAAAGAGAGCAAUUGAAGGAAAAAGAACGACGAAACUACCAAAGAAAAAAGGAAAAAGGUACAAGAAAGUCAGUUAAAGAUAUGAGUCGACGUGAACACAAAGCUGUGACUAAAGAAUGGAGAAAACACUGUGCUAAAUAUCGCGCAAAAAAAAAAGCCUUGAAAGAAAUUACAAACAAUUUUGUACGACAAAAUACGCCGGAAUCCGAUUGUUCACCUUCUCCUCAACGUUCUGUCUCUCCAUCAAUACUACAUGUGACCACUUCACGAAAUGUGAGAAAGCGUAAUGCUAGAAAGAAACGUGACAAAAUUAUAAAGGAUAAAGACAAAAAGAUCGAGUAUUACAAAAGAAAAUCCGAGAAGUAUCGGAAGAGAUUAGAACGUUUGGAAAAAUCUAAGACAAAGGAAGACACACCUAACACUAAACUGACCAAAAUGUGUGAUUCGCCAGAAACUCGCAGAGAAGUAAUCAAAAAGGCGUUAUUCGGUGAAGUGUUGAAUGUACAGCUGAAAGAAAACUACGCUAAUUUAAAAACCUGCAAAGAAAAACAAAUAUUCGGAAAAGUCGUGUCCGGUAAACUAAUACACAAGUACAAGUUAUGGCGAAACAAAGAUAGUGCUAUAUCUUAUAAAACAAUUCAGAAGUCAGCGCGUCAAUCAGUUUUAGUACCCAAGCUUCGGACUCGUAAAGACAAAAUUUCAUCUUAUUGCAUAAACACUGUACGAACCUUCUAUGAAAAUGAUGACAACAGCAGACUUGGCGCAGGAAAACGAGAAUGCCUGACCAGAAAAGGGGUUAAAAAACAGAAAAGAUAUCUAUCGGAUAGCAUCGCAAAUUUACACAAGAAGUUUCAAGCUGAUCAUUUUAAAAUAAGCUACACAACGUUUUGUCGUCUACGUCCUUUCUGGGUCAUAACACCAAAUGUAAACGAACGUGAUACGUGCCUCUGCAUAAAGCACGCGAACAUCAAUCUGAAACUGUCAGCAUUGCACAGGCGAAGAAUUUUGACUUACAAUAGUCACACUGCACUGCUUGAAAAGACAUGUUGUAAUCGCCAUGAUGAGCUAUGUUUGUCACGAACCUGCCAACACUGUAUUGACAAGAAUCCUGACUACAGGGAGUUUAAUGACAGCAAAACUAUUGAAUUUAAAAAAUGGAUAUCCGAGAAACAAACUUACAACGACCCCAAGACCAAGAAUGCUCGAACAGUUACCAAAUAUCUAAAGAAAACGUUCACGGUUCGCCCACGAGAACUAAUAGAAGAGCUGCACGAGGAUUUGGAAGCCUAUUAUCAACAUGAGAGAAACAUUACGCAUCAAUACAAUGCUAUCAAGAAAUACAAACAAAACCUUACCGACGAAGACGCUAUCAUACAUAUGGAUUUUUCAGAAAAUUAUUGUUCCAAAUACGGUCAAGAAAUACAAGCAUUUCAUUUUGGAGGGUCGAGACUUCAGCUAAGUCUUCAUACUGUGGUAGUAUAUACCAAAAAUUCUAUCAAGUCUUAUUGUACCGUUUCCAAAAAUCUUACACAUUUACCAGCUGCUAUAUGGGCACAUUUGCGGCCAAUCUUCAAAACUCUCCCACCUAACAUAAAGAGCAUCCACUUCGUCAGCGAUGGACCCGUAACUCAAUACAGAAACAAAACGAUGUUUUACAUUCUGGCAUCAAGGCUUCAACAAGAAGUUUUAAAUCUGAAGAAGUUUACGUGGAACUAUUCAGAAAGCGGUCAUGGCAAAGGGGCCCCUGAUGGCAUUGGAGCGACCUGCAAGAGAACCGCUGAUGCCGUCGUCGCUACAGGAGGUGAUAUUGAUAGCUUGGAAUCAUUUGUAGAGGCCAUUCAACGAAGAUGUUCCGCAAUUACCUUGUUCACAAUCGACGAUAAAGCCAUCCAAGAAUUGACAGAUGACCUUCAAAAUGAAACUGUUAAUUUAAAAAGCUUUAAUGGCACUCUAAAAAUACAUCAAGUAAAGGCUGAAAUAAUAAGAAGUCCUUUGGAAUCAGUUUCAAGUGCCGCUAAACUCAUAAUGAAAAGUUUAAGUUGCACUUGUGAAGACGAGUGCCAGCAUUUCAAUUUAGGAGUGUUACAGUAUAAAAACAAGAAAAAAAUUAACGUAGAUGAUAUUUACACAGACUCUGAAAGUGAAAACAUGGACAACUCACAGGAUUCCACAAAAGAGAUCAACGGCGACGCUGCAGUGGCUGGACCUAGUUCAAUCAACCAACAGAAUUUCACUAUCGGUGAUUACGUCUUGGUUAAAUUUCUAGUAAGAAACACUGAAUAUUAUUAUGCUGCAGUAAUCAAUAAGAUAGACAUGGAAGAAGGGGAACUAACAGUAACCUUCUUAAAAAUUUGUGAUGACAAAGGACACACAUUUAGAGUCGAUGAAAAUGAUGUUUCUGAUGUGUCCUUUGACCAAGUAUUAAAGAAGUUGCCAAACCCAGAUAUUACCCUAAAAGGGAAACGAAUAUUUUAUUAUUUUAAUAUACCUGUACCUGUUUUUGAGAAAUAAGUCUGCAUUGAUAAGUAAAGGCUGAUUCUUAGUACCUAAGUUUAAUUUUGAUUAUAAUUAUUUUAAUUCGUUACUUAGAGAGCUAAACUCGCAAUUUGUUCCUGAUAAAUAUAAGUAUUUAAAUUCUGUAUGUGAUACAGUAUUCAAUAAAGAAGAGAAUUCAUUUGAUUACAUUUAAUAAUUAAUAUUGUGUUUUUCUUUAUAUAAACAUUGACAUAAAUUGUUCUCUGGGUGGAAAAAACAGUCCUCUGUGUGGCAAAACAAUCCUCUGCCGCAUUUUUUUACAAAAUUGCCUAUAAUUCGAAAAAUAAGGGAAAAUUACAAUGGUUUCUUGUUUAUAUGUAUUUAUAUUAUAACUAUCCACCGACUUAACAUAUUAUAUUUUUAAUUUUCUAGAAAAAUAGGGUUAGGACAACUUUCUAUAGACAAGUUUCCAGUUAGUAGAUAAAGGCCC
This is a messenger RNA of Amyelois transitella, 3637 nucleotides long. RefSeq lists its product as uncharacterized. The coding region runs from base 574 to 3183 and encodes 869 amino acids. The record is from RefSeq and is a predicted model, not a curated record. The transcript is spliced from 2 exons. Lineage: Eukaryota; Metazoa; Arthropoda; Insecta; Lepidoptera; Pyralidae.